Molecule: messenger RNA, 1014 nt
Organism: Aspergillus terreus NIH2624
Lineage: Eukaryota; Fungi; Ascomycota; Eurotiomycetes; Eurotiales; Aspergillaceae
Exons: 4
Coding region: 1-1014 (337 amino acids)
Source: RefSeq, a predicted model, not a curated record
AUGUCGGCUCAGCAGGAUCCCACCCAGCAGGGUGACGACAACGGUCUGUCCAAGUACAUCAAACGCAUGCGCACCGUCCUGAAGCGAAGCUCGACCUCCAAGUCCGCGCCGCCCGCCAGCGUGCAGGAGACGCCCGCCGCAUCCCAAUCCAAGACGCCCACGGCCCCCAAACCCUCCACGACCGCCCCCGUGCCCGCAAAGAAGCCAGUGCGCAAGCCGGCCCCCGAGCCCACCGUGUUGACCCAUUGGAGCGCCAUCCAGGAGGAACGCGCCCGCGCCUUGUUUGCCAAAUAUGGAAUGACUUUGGAGCCGGGCGAGUGGAAGUCGUCGAGCGACAUGACCGUCAAGCGCGUCACCAAGCCCAUCCGCAUGCGUGUCCGCCGCACCUGCCACCGCUGCCAGACCACUUUCGGCCCUAACAAGGUCUGCGUCAACUGCCAGCACGCCCGUUGCAAGAAGUGUCCUCGUCAUCCGCCGGCCAAGACCCAGGACCACACCGAGACCGCCCUCCAUACGCUGGUGGCCAAGGGCAAGACGCCCGCCGUGCCCACGAAGAUCCGGGAGCCGCCCUUGACCAUUCCCUCGCGCACGGGCGGUCAGGAUCUCAUUCGCAAGCCCAUUCGUCAGCGGGUCCGGCGCACCUGUCAUCGAUGCCAGACGACUUUUGCUGCGGGGGCGACCGAGUGUGCCAGCUGCCAUCAUAUUCGCUGCAAGAUCUGUCCUAGAGACCCACCCAAGUUACACAAGUACCCCGACGGCUAUCCUGGGGACGCGGAUCCCCCGAAGGAGCUCCCUGCACGGACCUUCAAGAAACCCCGACAGCGGGUGCGGUACUAUUGUCACAAAUGCUCCACCAUGUACAUGGCCGGGGUGAAGAUAUGCGGGACCUGUGGCCAAGAGAGAGGACCGGAAACUAUACGAGACCCACCCAAGAAACGGAAACCGGAAGCCGAUCCGGAGAUUGUCAAGCGGGUAGAGGAGCGAUUGAAUGGCCUCAAGCUGAGCGCCGGAUAG